This is a messenger RNA of Ostrea edulis (European flat oyster), 912 nucleotides long. RefSeq lists its product as uncharacterized. NCBI's taxonomy places the organism in Eukaryota, Metazoa, Mollusca, Bivalvia, Ostreida, Ostreidae. The record is from RefSeq and is a predicted model, not a curated record. The transcript is spliced from 5 exons. Bases 94 to 867 code for a protein of 257 amino acids.
AUCCUAAACUUCUUCAUUGAUACUGGCACAUGUGUAAUAAAUGCAUGUUUGAUUUCUUGAUUCUGGAAAAUAAAUCAAAAUAUUACAUCUAAAAUGAUGCCUUUGCUAACCUUCCUACUGAUGGUCCAUGUUUCACAAGCUGAAACACAGACCGGAAGCUGCAAAGAUAUCUUACAUGGGAUUCUGUCUGGACUUGGAGAAUAUCAGAUUGGAGCUCUAAAAGAAGAGUUCCAAAGGUUCACAAAUAACAUGGAGCGAUCUAUGAAUGUAUUCAAGAAACAAAUGAGAGCUGAUUUUGAGAGAAAAGGUAAAAUGAACAGGAGUGUCGUCUAUACAAGAUGGGGAAAGAAGUCAUGUCACUCGAAUGCCGAGCUGGUUCUUUCUGGAUAUACUGGUGGAUCACAUUAUACCCACUCGGGAGCGGCUGUUGAGCCCCUUUGUUUACCAAGAGAUCCCGAAUGGGGCCGGUACAAAGAUGGGUCUGACGGCACUAGAGCUUUUGUAUAUGGAGCAGAAUACGAAACCCACGAUUCUCUUACUAACUUGCGCAGACUCCAUGACCAUGACGUGCCUUGUGCUGUCUGCCUGGUCCAUAAUAGAUCUGUUUUAAAAGUGUUCCCAGCAAGGAAAACAUGUUACAAAGGUUGGAGAUUGGAAUAUGAAGGAUAUCUAAUGGCGGGGCUUUAUAAUCAUCCUGCUGCCACAACCUACAAAUGUGUGGAUAAGAACCCUGACAUUAUUACUGGGGGUCAUUAUAAUCACGAGGGUUAUCUUUUCUAUUCCGUUGAGGCAAGAUGUGGUUCAUUGAAAUGUCCGCCAUACGUACACGGGCGUGAACUUGUAUGUGCUGUCUGCUCCAGGGAAUAGAGCUAUCAGAUGGUACACUGGAAACAAUAAAAAGUGUUUUCGGAU